Bufo gargarizans (Asiatic toad) is the source of this 3048-nucleotide messenger RNA. It is a transcript of the gene USP16, whose product is annotated as ubiquitin specific peptidase 16. Bases 215 to 2773 code for a protein of 852 amino acids. The record is from RefSeq and is a predicted model, not a curated record. Gene Ontology annotation, biological process: protein deubiquitination. Gene Ontology annotation, cellular component: nucleus; cytosol. NCBI's taxonomy places the organism in Eukaryota, Metazoa, Chordata, Amphibia, Anura, Bufonidae. The transcript has 18 exons. Gene Ontology annotation, molecular function: cysteine-type endopeptidase activity; cysteine-type deubiquitinase activity; zinc ion binding.
UGCUAAGCUAGGCUGAGAGAGAAAGCCGGUAACGUGUAGAAGGGACGAUAGGAGACGACCCACCGGGGGACACGUAGAGCUGACAGGGCGCCUCCACGCUGCGCAUGCGCUUGUAGUUUAUACUGUCAGUGCCGGAGGUUCCAUGUGGAAGCUGUGGCUCCUGUUUUGCUAGGACUGCCAUAUGUUCGGACCUAUGUGCUGAGAAAGCGGGAAAAUGGCAAAGAAGAGAGGAAAGAACCUGCCCGUCCAGGAGUCUGUGGAGACAGAACCAGCAUGCAAACACAUCCGAAAGGGAGUGGAGGAAGGAGCGGUGAAGAGGGCCCUGGUCAACGUGGAGUGGAACGUGUGUCAGGACUGCCACACUGAGGGCAAGGAGAAGGCAAGCUCCGAGGACGAGGAGGCAGACGUGGUCUGGAUCUGCCUGAAAUGUGGUCACAGGGGCUGCGGCAGAUAUUCGGAGCAGAAGCAUGCCCAAAACCAUUAUAACACCCCGAGAUCAGAACCGCACUGCCUGGUGCUCAGCGUUGGAGACUGGAAUGUGUGGUGCUACCUGUGCGACAACCAAGUCGACCACAACAGCUCUGGGCGGCUUCGACAGUUGGUGGACUACAUCCAGAAGAAGUCAAAGUUAAAUGUCAGAAGUGCAGACAAAGGGCAAGCAAAUCAAGUUAUAUGCAUCUUUGAAAACGCCCCAGAGAAGGAAACGCAUCAAACCGAAGACUCAAUAAAGUCGACGACUAAGGUGGACAAAUUGGUCAGCGCGCUCAAUGACGGCAAGGAAGUCACCGUAAAAGGGCUCAGUAAUUUGGGGAACACCUGCUUCUUUAACGCUGUCAUGCAGAACCUGUCCCAGACGCCUGCAUUACGAGAGCUUCUAAAUGAAGUGAAACACCCAGGAAGAACCGUAACAGUUCACGUCCCUGACACGCCGCUGUCGUCCCGAGAAGUGAAGCUGGAGCAGCAGCCGGGACCCCUGACUUUGGCCAUGUGGCAAUUUCUCACUGAGAUGCAGGAGACUAAAAAGGGGGUUGUGACCCCUAAAGAGCUCUUCUCUCAGGUCUGUAAAAAGGCACUACGGUUCAGAGGCUACCAGCAGCAGGACAGCCAGGAACUGCUCCGCUAUCUGCUUGAUGGGAUUAGAGGAGAGGAGAUCCUGAGAGUCUCUUCGGCACUUUCCAAGACCUUACAGGAUGAUUCAGACACGAUGGAUGAGGAGGAAGUUAAAAAGCUUGUUAAAGAGUGUGAGAAAAGAAGAUCCAUCCCCAAUUUUGUGGACCGCUUAUUCGGAGGCGAACUAACGAGUACGAUAAUGUGUGAGACCUGCUGCACGGUAUCCUUGGUCCAUGAGUCUUUUCUUGACCUUUCUCUUCCUGUCCUGGAUGAUGCGCCUACAAAGAAAAAUUCCCCCAAAGCAUUGAAUGUCUGCGAACCGAAGGUUGAGGAGGAGGACGAUAGUUAUGUGAAGGAAAGAAAUGACUCGUCUUCUGGGACAAGCAAGCACCUUCAAAAGAAAGCAAAAAAGCAAGCCAAAAAGCAAGCAAAGAAUCAGCGGCGACAACAGAAAUUCCAGGGAAAGACCGUGCUAUUCACUGAUCUCAAUGCCAGCCAGCAGCAGGACGAUGAGGAGGAGGAGGAGGCCGUCUCUGAAAACAACACAUUGGAUAAUAACGCCGGGCCGCCAGUGGAGCCCACGGCUGAAGACGUCUCUGUAAGUGUGCAGGGUGAAACUGAGGUGGAGAAGGCCGAGGACUCUUCAGAAGAGAAGAAUGAAACCAGCAUGAAUAAUGUGAAUGUAAACUCUGAGACCCUGAAUGAAGGUGCGGAGCAUCAGAACGAGCACGAGCGGGGGACAAAUCUAGAUGACACCCAGUCAGGUCCUGGAAAUCCGGAAGAGAAUUGCAGUGAAAACACCAAGGUUAAUGGAGAAAUUGGUCACGUGAACAUGGAUCUCAAUGAGGUUCAGUACAAGACCCUAGAGGUGACUGAGAGCCCCCAAAUCGAAGACCCCACCAGUCAACUAACAGAAAGCAUAAACAGGUUAAAUCUGAGCUUGGCCCUUGAACCUAAUGACAUAGAGAUUGAAAUAAUAGAUGAAGCGUCAAGCCCACCGCUCUACGAAGUGGUGAACGUGGACCCCAGAGCGGCGUUUUGCACACUUUCGGACAGGAGGGAGACGCAGCCGGACAACUGGUCUGUCCUUGGGUGCCUCGAGCAAUUCACCCGCAAGGAGAGCUUGGUGGGCAGUAACCAGCUGUUGUGUAACACUUGUACCCAGAGGCAGGCCAAGGUUGUGAAAAAUAAUACGAAAGGAGAUAAAAAGUUUGUAUACACCAAUGCCAAGAAGCAGAUGCUGGUGUCCGCUCCUCCUCCGAUCCUGACACUACACCUAAAGAGAUUUCAGCAGAACGGUUUUAGUCUCCAUAAGUUGAAUAAACAUAUCAAGUUUCCAGAGGUGAUUGAUCUGGCCCCAUUCUGUACCGCCAAGUGUAAGAAUAUUUCUGAUGGAGACUGCAGAGUACUGUACGCUUUGUAUGGGGUGAUCGAGCACAGCGGCACCAUGCGGUCGGGACACUACACUGCCUACGUGAAGUCUCGAAGCCCAAAUCCUAACCUGUCUGAGCUGGUAGUUCGGGGAGUACUUCCUGAAGCCUCCAACACAGAACCCAGUAAAGGCCACUGGUACCACAUCAGCGACAGCCAAGUGCAAGCCGUGCCACUAAGCAAAGUGCUAAACUGCCAGGCCUACCUCCUGUUCUACGAGAGGACACUGUGACCCGGGCUCAUCGCUCAUGUACUCAGAUGCCAAGGAAUAUUUAUUUUAAUGAAACUCUUGGAGGAUAACAGUCGCCUACUCGUCAAGGACCAAGAACAGAAAACGGCUGCUGCGUCCUUCUCUUGCAUAACGUGUUAAAUAUGUAUAUAAAAGCACAACCAUAGCAGUUUUAUUUUGACAUGGGGGGGGUUUGGAGGCAGUAUGGACGUUAGUACUUAUGCAAUAAAUGUCAUACUGUUGCUACUAUAAACCAUUUUGUAUGUACUUGACACCAA